CUCCGAAUCCUAGUACGAGUCGGGUUUUCGCGCGUCUCGUGGUAAUCGUGUUCCGAAAAAGGAAUUAAUUGUUAAGAGAUCGCAGAACGAGAUGAUGAUCGGUGGAAGAACGCUCGGGAAUCCAACGAUGUGGAAAUCUUCUAUUAAAGAACUGACUUCGGUCAUCAGGUACAACUUGAAAGUGACUGAAGAUAGUAUCACGCGCGAUCGAUCAGAAGGUCUAGCAUUUUGGAAAAGGAAAGCGGCGAGGGCACCACGUGGACGGUGACCUGGGGAACAAAACAUCCUCGAAAUUGGCUCGAAGGAAUCAGUAAGUUUCGUAGAUCGUCGUAUAGAGAGGGAAAGAAUGAAGUUAAAGGAAGAAAGGAAAGGAAGAAAAAAAGGAGAGCUCAUCCUCGUCGAGAAGAAAGUGCAACCCCAUUGAAAUCUUUUUCUUCUUUCGUCCAUGGAAUAAAACUGAACCAUUCGAGUGAGAGGAAGAGGCCAGUAGAAGAUGAGUAUGCGUCUACGUGUACAUAUACGUCUAUCUCGUGGCAUUUCCACGGGAAUUAAGGUUUACGCUCAAUGAACGGACAACAACGGGCGUCCUCCCGGGGCUAAAAUUGCAUUCAAUGCGAAGGAACGUUUCCUCGCGGCUACGAGGAUACCACCUCUUAGUGACGGUAUUCAAGUAUUCGGUCCCGGUUAGUACAUGACAGUUCGUGGACGGGUUUUUUGUUCCGUGGAAAAACUCGCCCUCGACUUCCGAGUAUCGGGAACGCGACCUUUUAUUUCUCCGUCGAGGGCGAUUCGUGGAAAGCUGCGUCGCUGAAUGAGGCCCUUGCCACUGUUUCAAUGUCUAACGAUCCGGUCGAUUCAAAGGGAAGACAAAGAUUACGAAAAUUUUUAGAUAAUUUUUCAGUCGUCAGUGAAUUUUAUUCAUGACAACCUCAAUGCCGUUUCAACACCUGAUUCUCAGAUUUAGUGAGAUUUAAUCUGAGGAAAAAAAAAACAACGGAAAGGGAGAGAUUGCUCGGUAACAGUCCGGACAGAAAUGAUGGGUUCUUAAAGUGCAUAUUUGGUAAAAUCGGUUAAUAUCCGGCAUAUUCGAACGCUUCCCGGCUUUUCCCGGAACAGCGCGCCCUUCUCUUUACGCACAAGCUGCGCACGAUAUCUAGAUAUGUAGGUGUGUACGUACGGUGCACGUCCAUUGUGGACCGCCCCGGAGCAAGAGUACGCUCUUCAGGAACAAUGCGGUUGUGUGCAAACACUCUUGGAAACAAUGCGGCCCCGAACUUAACUUUCCGCGAUAGAGACUCCUCGUGCUGCGAGAAUAUAAUUCUCCCGGUGCACAGAUUGCGCUUCCAGACUUCGCGAAGCCUCACCAGGCUUCUUCAUUCUCCUUACAUUAGCAAAUAUCGCCGUGGACGAUUUUUCAGAAAUUAUUCUGUCCCUUUUUAUUAUAUUUUACCAAUCGCUUUACCGAUGUUCACCAUAAUUGUUAGACUCAAAACAAACAAGUAGAAAGUUGUCUGUGACCAUGUAAAUAGUGCAUACAAAAUAAACAGAAUGAAAAAUAUAUCCAUUGCUUGACACUAAUCCGUGUUAUAAUCGUUUCAAAAUUCUGAACUUUUUUUCUAAAACCGUUUCUAAAAUUCUGUGAUGCAUACAGGAGCUACUCUAUGAAAAUUUUAUCAUUCACGAUUUUUAAAUUUAAAUCAUAUUUUAAGUUUGCGAUAAUGACAUAAGUCGAUUUAGCGAGGUGUCAAUAGAGAAAAAUAAUCGCACGUGGCUGAGUUCACCGGAGCGUUUUGCAUAUCGAAUUCAUAAUCUCUACCCUCGAGGAAUGCAAUAAUGGGGAUUUAACAGUCAUUAAGGACAACGUGCUGCUGUGCUAUAUGCGUAUGCCGAUUGGUAACACAAAGUGUUCGCAGUAGGGCCGGACCGGCGAAGGGCUGCGAGGGUGGUUGGUGGGGGACGGCUGGUUGCAGCGGGAAGAUCGAUUCAUCGGGGGAGGGUGGAAAAGGCAACCUCUCCGUCCUUCUUUGGGCUCGCGGCCACGGCUUUCUCUUCUGCGUUUGCCGGUGUACAGCAGGGUUGUAGACUACUGAAGCACCCUCGAGGGCCAAUCGAGUACCGACUUGGGCAUUUUGUCCACACUUGGCGGCCUGUAACAAGUGCAUUGUCCCGUGUGCGCCGAACUGCACAAAGAUAAAGAGAAUUCUCUCGUAGCCAUCGAAGAGGAUUCUCACGAGUGCUCGCUCCGCCCCUCAUUCCGAUUUCGCCACGGGCUUUUAAUAUCACGACUGUGUAAAUAAGUGCGCCCGGCUACGUAAUAGAGUUUCUUUAUCCGCGACGGACCACUCCAUUGUUUCGACAAUCGCUAACCCGUUAUCGAUGAUCAGAAUCGGAACUUACAAACCGAUCGCUCGCGAGUUCAAUUAAAUGUUGGUGAAAACGAAACAGGUACACCCGAAGAAUGAACAAGUGGUUAGAACUGGAAGAAUUGAAACCGCGAAUAUUGCCUUUCGGAGGAUUGUGUUUGCUCGUUUCUCAGCCGCGUUGGUGGCUCGUAACGAGCGCUUUAUGGCUAGUGUAAAGCGCGCAGGAGCGCACAAAAGUACAGAGAUUCGCGCCUGACUUACUUCACGAGGACCCUCGACGGAGAAGGAGAGAGAGAAAGAGUGAAACUAGGUCCGUGGUUUCUUCCUCCGUCGGCCUCCUUUUCAUACCGGGCCAAAUUUUAAUAUAGCGAGCCGGGAAAAAGAGAGGCGUCACGGGGAAGCUUGGCCGCGCUUUAUGGAUUCUCUUUUCAACGGAAACUUCAUUUCGGCGGAACGAUCUCCUGACAAAAAACAAGCAGCGGGUAAUUUCGAGGAUCGGAGGAGGUUCGUUUAGGGUAGGCCGCGAGGCGGGGUGGUGGUCGUGGUGGGGGCCGAGGGGGUGGUGAUGUGGCCGAACAGCCUCGGCGGUACUUCCGGCUGCAGCGGGGGCGCCGGCGCCACCGAUCUCGGGGGCCUCGCCGCCUCCACCACCUCGGCCUCCGAUCUAUUCGGGCCCGCCGCGUUCGGCGCGUCCGCGGCCGGGCCCUACGGCGCCCUCAAGACCAACCCUUACGUGAGCGCGCUAGGGAUGCCACCGAUCGAGGCCCUACACUCCACCAUUGGCUAUCCCGGUUGCACUCCCGCCGGUGAGUCAUACUACUGUAAUCCAAGGAAGCAACGAAGGGAACGAACUACAUUCACCAGAGCGCAGUUGGACGUUCUCGAGGGACUAUUCUCGAAAACGAAAUACCCGGAUAUUUUCAUGCGGGAGGAAGUGGCGAUGAAGAUCAAUCUGCCGGAGUCUAGAGUGCAGGUGUGGUUCAAAAAUCGUCGAGCCAAGUGCAGGCAACAGCAGAAGCAGCAGCAGCAGCAACAGGACAAAGCGCCGAGGUCGAAGAAACCCUCCGGGAACCCGAGCAACAAUCCGCCCUCUGGAAAAAGUCCUUCGAUUGCCACCACGCCCACACCCGCUGCCGCGGUGCCCGCCACGACACCACUAAGCGGUGGUACAGGUGGCUCGGCAGCCAGUUCCCCGGCGCUGCUUAGGGAUUCGCCUCAGUACAAACCCGCAGGAAGCGCGACUAGUUUGUUGUUAGCAGCCAGUACAACCCCGCCUAGCUUAGGGGGAACCGUGUACAGCAGCGGCGGCAGCAGCAGUAGUAUCUGGAGCCCGGCCGUAACGGAGAGCGGGGGUGGAUUCCCCGGUGAUCAUCAGAGGUUAGCGUGGACAACAACCGCCUCCCAGCAACAAUGCUACCAAAAUUAUUCGUCUUAUUACACUAACAUGGACUACUUGUCGCCCGCCACGCAUCAGCUAAACGUUGUGGAUGGGAGUGGAAGUAGUUUAGACAACACAUGGAACAAAACGAGGGAUGAGAGUGCAUCCUCCUGGUUUUAUAAUAGCGCCGGAUGGGGCGAACGAAAGUGA
Messenger RNA from Ceratina calcarata, 3951 nucleotides. It is a transcript of the gene otd2, whose product is annotated as homeotic protein ocelliless. Gene Ontology annotation, biological process: regulation of transcription by RNA polymerase II. Gene Ontology annotation, cellular component: nucleus. The coding region runs from base 2929 to 3951 and encodes 340 amino acids. The transcript has 7 exons. NCBI's taxonomy places the organism in Eukaryota, Metazoa, Arthropoda, Insecta, Hymenoptera, Apidae. Gene Ontology annotation, molecular function: RNA polymerase II cis-regulatory region sequence-specific DNA binding; DNA-binding transcription factor activity, RNA polymerase II-specific. The record is from RefSeq and is a predicted model, not a curated record.